Messenger RNA from Drosophila gunungcola (fruit fly), 1064 nucleotides. RefSeq names its product eukaryotic translation initiation factor 3 subunit F-1 (gene eIF3f1). NCBI's taxonomy places the organism in Eukaryota, Metazoa, Arthropoda, Insecta, Diptera, Drosophilidae. The transcript has a single exon. The record is from RefSeq and is a predicted model, not a curated record. Gene Ontology annotation, cellular component: eukaryotic translation initiation factor 3 complex, eIF3m. Bases 103 to 945 code for a protein of 280 amino acids. Gene Ontology annotation, biological process: translational initiation. Gene Ontology annotation, molecular function: translation initiation factor activity; metallopeptidase activity; translation initiation factor binding.
AUCGAUACGACCUUUCUUGCAUCCCUAAAACAUCGCGCAGCGUGGCCGAGUAGAAAUUUUUGCGGAAAUUUCCCUUGCAAAUCUUCGCCAGCAGAAAUAGAAAUGUCGGCCCUCAAUCUGACCGUUCGCGUGCACCCGGUGGUGCUCUUCCAGGUGGUGGACGCCUUCGAGCGCCGGAACGCAGACUCGCACCGCGUCAUCGGCACGCUGCUCGGGUCCGUGGACAAGGGAGUGGUGGAGGUGACCAACUGCUUCUGUGUGCCGCACAAGGAGCACGACGACCAGGUGGAGGCCGAGCUCAGCUACGCCCUGGACAUGUACGACCUCAACCGCAAGGUGAACUCCAACGAGAGCGUGGUGGGCUGGUGGGCCACCGGCAACGACGUGACCAACCACAGCUCCGUGAUCCACGAGUACUACGCCCGCGAGUGCAACAACCCGGUGCACCUCACCGUGGACACCUCGCUGCAGGGCGGCCGCAUGGGUCUGCGUGCCUACGUCUGCAUCCAGCUCGGAGUGCCCGGCGGCAAGAGCGGCUGCAUGUUCACUCCCAUUCCCGUCGAGCUGACCAGCUACGAGCCGGAGACCUUCGGCCUGAAGCUGCUCCAGAAGACCGUGGGCGUGUCGCCCGCCCACCGGCCCAAAACCGUGCCGCCCAUGCUGGACCUGGCCCAAAUUUCGGAGGCCUCCACGAAGCUGCAGUCGCUGCUGGACCUGAUCCUCAAGUACGUCGACGACGUGAUCGCCCACAAGGUGACGCCGGACAACGCCGUUGGCCGCCAGCUGCUGGACCUCAUCCACUCCGUGCCGCACAUGACCCACGAGCAGUUCACCCAAAUGUUCAACGCCAACGUGCGCAACCUCCUGCUGGUCAUCACGCUCUCCCAACUCAUCAAAACCCAGCUGCAGCUCAACGAGAAACUUACCUUCCUGCCCACCGCCUAGAAGAGCGUGCGGUAGCGAAGUGGGGAUGUCUACUUACGACAAAAUUGUAAAUGCAGAUUGUGUUGGAUUGUGUUUUCUAUCAAUAAUAAUAAAGUGCUCGGAUCGCCAGAAUAACAAAA